AUGACGAUCAUCAAUAAAACCGAGGAGAAAACGACACAAUUGAUCGCCGAAUUCAAAGGAAAAACGCCAAAAGCACACGAUCGGGCAAUCGUUCGAGCCCGUUUCGUGCAAACAGGCGAAGGACCAGUGGCGCUGGUGACAAUUGGACACGAUUCGCUUAAAGUUUGGGAUGUACGUGCAAACGAGUCAAAGCUUGAGUUUGAAUCGUUCAUUGAAGUGAAAAAAUGGAGAUGUGGCGUACAACAAGCGGCUAUAAGUGCCGAUGGAAAUGAUCUGAUCGUCAUUGGUGCCGACUCGUUGAUUCACAAAAUUGUCAUCAAUUCUGAAGACUCGGAAUCACAUGCGGUUGUCACUCACGAUUUGGGGUAUAUGGAAGCGUGCUUUGUGUCGAUUUUGCCACAACGAGAAGCUUUUAUAACAGCUAGCUUCUCCGGUUACUUGAGCAUGGUCGGUUUUGAUGGACGUUUGAUGAAAAGGGAACCUUUCAGCAACAUUAAACACGUUUCAGCAAUUGCUUGUUCACGUUUUGGUGAUUUGAUCGCCGUUGCAACACAUGAUGGAGUUGUCAAAUUACUCGACGGAUUCGCACUACAAGAAAAGAGCAAAUGUGAAGUUCAUUCAAUGAAGAUUCGUGCCCUCUCUUUCUCGCCUGAUGGUUUCUAUUUGGUGACUGGAUGUGAUGACAAAACGAUUAAGCUUGUUGAUAUUAAACAAGAAAAACCGACCAUUGUACGCGUUUUAUGCGGACAUCGAGCUCCGGUGACGGCGAUUUCUUUAGAGGAAAGCGAGGAACAACGAAUGGUCACUGGUAGUCUUCAGGGAGAGAUCUUGCUUUGGAGUCUUGAGCACAGCACGCCGAUUCUCAAAAUCCCGAGUCCUCAUGAAACGAUGGUGAGCUCUUUGAGUUUCCACCCAGAUGGGCAACAUCUUGUAUCAACGGGAGAAGAUCGAAUGAUUGCUGUUUUUACGUUGCCACAACACAAGCCUGUCGUGCCGAUGACGCCGGUCGACGAGGACCCAGAAAUGGAAGAAGAUAUUUUGGACGACACGCAAUUCCCCUACAAUCAAAGGAUCUCCCCAGAAGAAUGGCCAGUUCGGUUUGAAGAUGAGGACAAGGAAAACGAGAAUGAAGAACAAUCACAGCCGCAACAGGAUGAAAUGGAUGAGGAUCAAGUACAACAAAACGAGGAUCAAAUGGAAGACACCCAGCAACAAGAACGAACAAUUGCCUCACCACCAGAUGGUGUUGAAGGGUUACAAGGAUCUUCUGAUUGGGAUGCUGAACAACAAUUUCAACGUCAACAAGACGAAAGCGAUGAGAAUCACGAA
Molecule: messenger RNA, 1329 nt
Organism: Mesorhabditis belari
Lineage: Eukaryota; Metazoa; Nematoda; Chromadorea; Rhabditida; Rhabditidae
Source: the annotation of a GenBank genome assembly